AUUUGAAGUGUCUAUUACAUUUGAACACAGUUGCGUCUAAAUUGAAAAUAUGAAGGUAUUCGUGUUGGGUAUUAUGACUGUUUUGGCAGUUGUUGCUGCAACAUCAACUGAGAAUCAAAAUAUUGUAUGUUAUGUUGGAACAUGGGCCACUUAUCGUACUGGAAAUGGGAAAUACGAUGUUGAUCAUAUAAAUCCAAAUUUAUGUACACAUUUAAUGUAUUCCUUCUUUGGAAUAAAUGACAAAGGUGAAUUUAGAGUUAUUGAUGCAUAUUUGGAUCUUGAAGAAAACUAUGGCCGAGGAAAUAUAAAAAAAUUUAAUAAUUUGAAGAAAAUAAAUCCGAAUCUUAAAACUAUAGCUGCCGUUGGUGGAUGGAAUGAAGGUUCAAUUAAAUUUUCAGAAGCCGCUAAAGAUCCGGUUAAGAGACGCCGUUUUAUUGAUACCUCAAUUGAAUUUGUUUUAAAACAUAAUUUCGAUGGUAUUGAUAUGGAUUGGGAAUAUCCAGCUCAAAGAGGUGGUGAUGUUGCGGUAGAUAAAGCUAAUUUCGUUAUUUGGAUGAAAGAAUUUAAAGAAGAAUUGGAAAAACAUGGUCUACUUUUAACAACAGCUGUAGCUGCCGCUGAAUUCUCUGCUAGUCAAUCUUAUGAUAUCCCAAAUAUUUCCAAAUAUUUUGACUUAAUUAAUAUUAUGGCUUAUGAUUUACAUGGCACAUGGGAUCAAACUACUGGUAUUAACGCACCGCUAUACGAAGGUCCAAAUGAUGUUACUGAAAUUCAAAAACAAUUAAAUGUAGAUAGCUGUGUUCAAUAUUGGUUAAAACAAGGAGCUCCUCCACAUAAAAUCGUAUUGGGUGUUCCAUUAUAUGGACGUACAUUCACACUUUCAAAUACAAAUGAAAAUAAACCAGGUGCUCCUUUUAAUGGCCCAGGUUUAGCAGGUCCAUACACUAAACAAGGAGGCUUCUUAGGCUACAACGAAAUUUGCGAAAACUUCAAAGCAGAACAAUGGACACAAGUAUGGGAAACAGCACAACAAGUACCUUAUGCAUUUAACGGUAAUCAAUGGGUUGGCUAUGAUAAUGUAGAAAGUAUAGAAUUGAAAGCUCAAUACGCGAAGAAACAUAACUUAGGAGGAGUAAUGGUUUGGUCCCUAGAAACAGACGAUUUUAAUGGAAUUUGUGGCGAAACUUAUCCGCUUAUGAAAGCUAUUAAUAAAGUGAUAAGAGGAAGUAUUCCUCCUGAACCAUCAACCACAACAUCCGGGCCAACUUCGCCACCUCUUCCUGAAUUCAAAUGUCCUGGAAGCGGUACUUUCCGCGACCCAUAUGAUUGUGCUGCAUUCUAUAUCUGUGAAAAUAGCUCAAAGCAUAGUUUUAGAUGUCCUGAUGAAUUAUGGUUCGAUACAAAAACCAAAACUUGUAAUUUUAAAAAUUUAGUUGAUUGUGAACCACUUCCACCGCCAUAUUAA
Molecule: messenger RNA, 1465 nt
Organism: Condylostylus longicornis
Lineage: Eukaryota; Metazoa; Arthropoda; Insecta; Diptera; Dolichopodidae
Product: chitinase-3-like protein 1
Exons: 5
Coding region: 50-1465 (471 amino acids)
Biological process (GO): chitin catabolic process; carbohydrate metabolic process
Cellular component (GO): extracellular region
Molecular function (GO): chitin binding; chitinase activity
Source: RefSeq, a predicted model, not a curated record